Molecule: messenger RNA, 198 nt
Organism: Fulvia fulva
Lineage: Eukaryota; Fungi; Ascomycota; Dothideomycetes; Mycosphaerellales; Mycosphaerellaceae
Exons: 1
Coding region: 1-198 (65 amino acids)
Source: RefSeq, a predicted model, not a curated record
AUGUACUCCUCGCGCCACAACAGCUACGAUGCAGGCGACGAAGCCUAUGACGGCAACGCAUCCGAUGAGAAGCACGAAAAAGAGACGACAGAGGAUGGCUAUGACGAACAAUGGCAGGAUCACAUUAAGCCAACGCCAUACGACCACGAAGCCUUGAACGAAGAGAAGGCUGAGUACUGGCGGAUGAUGGCGGGCUGA